AUGGUAUCAACAACUGAUAUGCUAGAACUAUUGGUUGUUCUAUUAACUAUGACGGGAAUAGUGGAAUCUGUUGGCAAUGCUUCUCACAAAUUGGGAACAGUUUUCUUAAUUACAUUUGGAAAUGGUUCCAACCUAGAUUCUAAUAAAACACCUUCUGAUUUUAAUUUCACUACAAAUCAUAGUCAGCAACAUACAGAUUCUAUCGAAUCCGGUAAUUUUGGUUUUGUCAAUAAGAUUGCUAAGAAUAGGUCUUCGUGGCAUAUUGGUGCAUUGGAUCACACAAAGGAUGAUGAUGGUGGGUACAUGUUUCUAGUCGAUGUGGGGAAUGAGAGUCAUCAACCACUUUUCAACUACAAAGUUGAUAAUCUUUCGCGCGGUGUUUGUUAUGAAUUUUCUGCUUAUAUCACAAAUGUUGUCAAAAGUGGAGCAAAGCAGGCAAAAUCAAAUGUACGAUUGGAAAUUCGGGAAACGGACAAAAACGACACUUUGAUUACUCAAACAUCCACAGGCGAUUUACCUGAAUGUAGCAAUAUGAGUUGGUCAAAAUAUGGUAUUUCAUUCGUACCAACAAGUACUUCAGCUGCGCUGUUGGUGGUUUCAAACGUUUAUGAAACUAUGGGAAAUGAUCUUGCCAUCGACGAUAUCGAACUACGUGUUUGUUCAGAUUCUGUUGACCAAUGCGCUGAACAGGAUACUCAAGAAUCCACAUCAAUGUUCUUGAUUACAUUUGGAGAAGGUUCCAGCACCUAUUCCAAUAAAACACCUUCUGAUUUUAAUUUCACUACAAACCAUACGCAGAACCUUUCAACGCCCACUGAAUUCGGUCAUUUUGGUUUGGUAAAUAAAGUACCCGGAAAUGUCGGCACAUGGCACAAUGACUCAUUGGAUCAUACAGUCAAUGAUAAUGGUGGAUAUAUGUUUCUUGUCGAUGUUGGGGAGGAUAUUCAUCAACCACUUUUCAGCUACAAAAUAAUUAAUCUUUGUAUUGGUUUAUGUUAUGAAUUUUCUGCGUACUUUGCAAAUGUUGUGAUAGCGGGACGAAAGUACGCUAAGCCAGAUGUUCGAUUAGAAGUUCGGGCAACGAAAGAAGAUGGCAAUUUAAUUGCAAACAGAAGUACAGGUGAUAUACCAGAAUGUAACAAUAUGACUUGGUCAAAACAUAGUAUUUCAUUCUCACCAACAAGUAGUUUAGUUGUAUUAUUGAUGUUGUCAAAUGUUAACCAACAAAACGGAAAUGAUCUGGCUAUUGAUGACAUCGAAUUACGCGUUUGCUCAAGAAACCAUUCCGGUUUUUGCCCUCCAAAAACUUCAACAACAUCAGCUGCUACUGUUUCAACAGCAACAUCUUCACCUACAUCAACUUCAACUACGACAACUACAACCAGCACUUCAUCGACUACUACUCAACACAUCCGGCCCGAAAAUUCCGUGGGCCGAAAUUCAUGUAACCCAUACAAUCGCCCAAAAAGCUGUCCAAAUGCAACAUGGAACCAAGAUGGAAUCACUGUUAUCAAUCAAUCAUUAAUUGUUUAUAACGCUCGAGGCAUCUUUGUUGAUCAUAAGAAUACUCUCUAUGUGGCUACACAUGCUAAAAGUAAAAUAUUAAUAUUGUUUGAAAACAGUACCAAACCUGAGGAAAAAGAUGUUUCACUAUCACCUCACACUGGCAUUUUUGUUGGCAUCAAUGACGAGAUCUAUUUCGAGAAUGGCAAUGGAGCGGGUCGGAUCGAAAAGUGGCUGAAGAAUUCAAACACUAGUGUCUCAGUAGCAUAUUUCCCAGGAAACUGUUAUGGAUUAUUUAUCGACCAUAACAAUAGUCUCUACUGUUCUAUGAACGAAACAGAUACAGUUGUUAAGAUGUCACUCAACGACAAAACUAGUAAAAUAGUGAAUGUAGCAGGGACUGGUCCCAAAGGGUCAGCCUCAACCGAGCUUCACACACCAUGGGGAAUAUUUGUUGGCCUUGAUUUCACCCUAUAUGUGACUGAUAAUAAAAGCAAUCGAAUUCAAAGCUUUCAACCGGGAGAAAAUAAUGGAACAACGAUAGCAGGGAAUGGAACUCCAAACAAUCUUCAAUUAAAAAAUCCUACGGAUAUCAUACUUGAUACGGAUGGGAAUUUAUUCAUAGCUGAUAAUGAAAAUCAUCGAGUUAUUCGAGUAAUUCAUGAUGAUUAUCAGUGUGUAGUUGGUUGCGAUAGCAAUUCAAAUUUGGCAUCCAGCAAGUUAAAUAAAGCAUAUGCUCUUCGUUUCGACAGUCAUGGAAACCUGUUUGUUGCUGAUGAAUAUAAUCAUCGAAUACAAAAGUUUACUUUAGCAACGAAUUUCUGUGGUAAUUCCAAUUGA
Messenger RNA from Rotaria socialis, 2343 nucleotides. Lineage: Eukaryota; Metazoa; Rotifera; Eurotatoria; Philodinida; Philodinidae. The record is from the annotation of a GenBank genome assembly.